Molecule: messenger RNA, 2433 nt
Organism: Sardina pilchardus (European sardine)
Lineage: Eukaryota; Metazoa; Chordata; Actinopteri; Clupeiformes; Clupeidae
Product: protocadherin beta-16-like
Exons: 2
Coding region: 1-2433 (810 amino acids)
Biological process (GO): homophilic cell-cell adhesion
Cellular component (GO): plasma membrane
Molecular function (GO): calcium ion binding
Source: RefSeq, a predicted model, not a curated record
AUGCCGAAAAAAGGGUUCAACGUGGCUUGCUUCAUGUUCUUUCUUUGCCUGCUUGUCGUGGUGGGCGGUGUGACGGGAGACGUGAGCUAUUCUGUGCUGGAGGAGAUGAAACGAGGAUAUGUUAUCGGUAAUAUUGGAAAAGAUCUUGGACUGAAUGUGAAGGAUUUAUCAGCUAGGAAGGCUCGAAUUGACGCUGAAGGUAAUCGCAAACGUUUCUGCAACAUCAAUGUGGCUACUGGAGAUUUGACCGUCGCCGAAAUUAUGGAUAGAGAGACCCUCUGCAGGGAAAAACUCUCAUGUGUUUUGAAAUUUGAGCUAGUGUUAGAAAAUCCAUUGGAGCUUCACAAAAUAACUUUGCAUGUUCAAGAUAUCAACGACAAUUCACCGGUCUUCCCCAAAGAGAUGAUUAAAUUAGAGAUCAGCGAAUCUGCCGAUAAGGGAGCGCGGUUUCGAAUGAGCGAAGCACACGAUGCAGAUGUAGGACAAAACGCAGUGCAAAAUUAUAUGCUGGAAAGGAAUGGACAUUUUGUGUUAGCUGUCUCUUCAAACCAAGACGGGAGAAAGACUCUUGAAUUAGUUCUGGAUAAAGAGCUAGACCGUGAGCAACAACAGGAGCUAACUUUAAUUCUUACUGCCAUUGAUGGCGGCAUUCCACCCAGAUCAGGCAGUGUUCAGAUACACGUCACUGCACUGGAUGCGAAUGACAAUGCUCCAGUCUUUACCGAGCAGGUGUAUCGAGCUACUCUGCCUGAGAACUCACCAAUAGGUACAUUAGUGUUAAAAGUUAGUGCAACUGAUUUAGACGAAGGAAUAAAUGGCGAAGUGACUUACGAGUUCAGCCGAGCAUCUUCAAUAGCAAAAAACGCAUUUACGCUGGAUUCUAAUACUGGUGAAAUUGCAGUUAGUGGACCAAUAGAUUUUGAAGAAGAAUCUAUUUUUGAGAUGCGUGUUGAAGGGAAAGAUGGAUUUGGUGUGUCAUCAGACACAAAAGUCAUUAUUGAGCUUACAGAUGUUAAUGACAAUACACCAGAAAUAUUUCUGAAAUCACUCAGUAGCCACAUUCCAGAGAACGCACCGCCUGGUACAGAAAUCGGCAUCAUUAAUGUGCAAGAUAGAGAUUCUGAGAGUAACGGAGAGGUCCGCUGCUUCAUUGGGUCAAAUGUGCCAUUUAAACUUGUCCCCUCUAUCAAAAAAUAUUAUUCCCUUGUGACCACUCGCGAAUUAGACCGUGAGAUGCAGUCUGAUUAUAACAUCACCAUUACUGCUACUGAUGAAGGCACUCCGUCUCUUUCAUCCUCGAAAACAGUGCACUUAAGUGUAGCUGAUGUUAAUGAUAAUCCUCCUGUUUUCCAACAACAGUCAUACAGGGCGCAUAUUACAGAAAAUAACAAACCAGGUUCCCCUAUAUGCACCGUGUCUGCCACGGACCCAGACUGGAGACAGAAUGGCACAGUGAAUUACGCACUAUAUCCUGGUGAUGUAGACGGCACUCCAGUGUCCUCUCUGCUCUCUAUUAAUGGAGAUACAGGUGCCAUUCUCGCAGUGAGGUCAUUUGAUUACGAGAAGUUGAAAAGUUUCAAGGUCCAAGUCGUUGCCCGAGAUAACGGGUCCCCUCCGCUCAGUAACAAUGUUACUGUCAGCGUUAUGAUAGCUGAUGAGAACGAUAACACACCGCAGAUCCUUUACCCAGCUGCUGAGGGCAAUUCUCUCAUGACCGAGAUGGUGCCCAAAGCUGUGCAGGCGAACUCUCUGGUCUCCAAGGUGAUUGCAGUGGACGCAGACUCAGGGCAGAACGCGUGGCUUUCUUAUCACAUCGUUAAAGCUACUGAUCCAGGACUUUUCACCAUCGGCACCCACAGUGGAGAGAUCAGGACGCAGAGAGACAUUUCUGAAAACGAUGGCAUGAAACAGAACCUGAUUGUCUCCGUAAAGGAUAACGGACAGACACCUCUAUCAGCAACAUGCACCGUGUUGUUACUUAUUUCAGAUAAUUUAGCGGAGAUCCCUGAGCUGAAAGACUUGUCUCAAGACUCUGGAUCUAAACUAACCACUUAUUUGAUUAUUGCGCUGGUGUCUGUUUCUACCUUCUUUCUAACUUUCAUCAUCAUCAUUUUGGCUGUGAAGUUUUGCCACAGGAGAAAGCCCAGACUAUUGUUUGACGGUGCUGUAGCCAUUCCCAGCGCUUAUCUCCCUCCAAAUUACGCAGACGUGGAUGGCACUGGAACUUUGCGCAGCGUCCGUAGCGCUUAUAAUUACGACGCGUAUUUGACCACGGGAUCGCGCACCAGUGACUUUAAAUUUGUGAGAUCCUACAAUGAUGGUACCCUCCCUGCUGAUAUGACUUUAAGAAAGACAUCCUCCCAAGAUCCGUUCGGACCUUGUGAUGAAACAGAUUCCUCCCAGCACUUGUCCUUUGAGUUGAAUAUGUUCUAA